AUGCAGUUAAUAGAUCUUAUUAACUUCGAUGACGUAAAGUACUACUUGAUUCCAAGAUUGAAAAAUGGAAAGGCUGAUAUAUUUAGAGUCCAUAAACUAGGGAUAGCCCAUUUUCUUAGAAAGCAAAAGAAGCUUGAAAAGUACAUUAAAAAUCCAGAGAAUAGUGAUGACAGGACAAAGUUUUUGGAUAAAUUGGGAUAUGAUUCUGAUACAUUUGAUAUUCAGCAGGAUGACCUUCUAAGGUUUCUCUUUCGAUUCUAUAAUUUCCACAUCCUCCAACCAUACAAAUUCAGUGAAGUCAUUUUAAAAAUUAUAGAGGCGGUUAAAUACAAAAUAUAUAGUUCGUUUAUUAAAAAGUUUGGAGAAACUAGGGUUCAGCAAUUACUUGGGUAUUUCAAGGUUACAACGAAUUUAUCAAAGAUGAAACCCACCCUUCACAGAAUCAACCAAACAGAGCAGGAAAAUAAUCAUAAUCAACCAACGAAGCCUCAUACUGAAAUACGGCACAAUAGACUAAAAGGGUUAGUUGGUAAUUUCUAUCCUGAUAAAAUAAUUUCAAAAAUCCCAAAGAUGGAAGGAGAAUUGGAUUUUAAUAAAAGCAUGAUCACAAUGAAGCCCACACAAGAUUUAGUUUGUGAAUCUGAACUGAUAAUACAAGAAUGUAUUAAGCAAAAUCUAUUUGAACCAAUUGCCGAUACAAAAAAAGAAUUUCUAGUCACCAAUGGCUAUAGAAUAGCCGGAACAUCUUCAAGUGGAGCUGAGACCAGAGUCAUACCAGAUUUGGUUUUCAUGAGGCUUCAACAACAGAUCCCAAUCGAAGUGAAGAAAUGUAAUUUAGAAAAAUACAUUUAUGAUUUCCAACUUAAAGGGCCAAAUGAUGCUUUAUCUAUAUCUUUUAUUGAAGUUUUCAGCCAACUUAUUCGAGAAAUAUAUAAGUCCAAAUCAUCAAUAGGUAUAUUAAGUGACUAUCAAUCUAUACUUGUUGUAGACGUGUCUAAGUGCAGCAUUGGGAAAGUUACUGGAAUCGAGGAAGGAAAGAUUUUGCGUCAAUUAAAAUGCAAAGCUAUACUUUUAAGCGAUAGCCCGGAUUAUAGUGUAAUUACUCAAUUAUUUGGGUUAUUGAAUUGUCAACAGAUGUCAAUCCAAUUAGAGCUUGAAUUGAAUCAAACUGCAAAAGAUUUAAUUACUCGUGAACUAUGUAUUAAGAUUGUAACUUGGAAUAAGCAUAUCCAUUCCUAUGCCACAAAGAACAGAAUAUACGAGGAACACAGAGGGUCGGACAACCAGUCUAACCCUCCUAGUGCAGAUCCAUACAUUAAAGACCUUAGUGAAAAAACAGGAUUAGACAUCAAUGAGAGCAUUUUAACAACGUUGUGUAAAACUAAAUUACAGCACAUUUCGAGUCAAUCAUUCAAUUAUAUAAAGGUAUUAUCUGGAGCCACAUUUGGGGAUAGAAACAGUUUGGUAUUUUUAGUAUCAUUGGACAGUAAUCCUGAAAAGAGGUAUAUACUCAAAGUGUAUGACCCUUUCCGUACAAGCCAGUUUUAUACGAAUGGUUAUAAUAUCAAACAGAGUUAUCUUGACUGUUUGAAAGUGUUUAAUAAAGAAAUAUCAGCAUAUUCUAUUCUUGAUGGAAAUCAAAUGGUUCCAAAGCUUUACGCCUCAGGAUUUAUUUCCUCAGAUCCAGAUCGUUAUGUUGAUCAAAUUGAUAUAGCAAAGCCUCCGAAGGUUUGUGGUUUCUUUUUAUUACUUACUUAUUUUGAAGGUAGGACCCUUAGCCAGGUGAAGAUAUCCGAAAGGUGUAAUUAUAAAGCUGCUUGCUUGAGAGCUAUUGAUGAGGUCCAUUCAUUUGGAAUCGCUCACAAUGAUUUGCAUAGUGGCAAUAUCAUUGUGAGCGAAUCAAUUAACAAGUACGGGAGAACUAAUUAUGAAGCUAAAAUUAUUGAUUUCGGAUACAGGUAUCUAGCUUUGGACAGAAAUAAUUGGAAACGGAAUAAUAAAAGACCUAAAAAGUAUCGAUCGAGUGCUGAUUUAACUUUGGUAGAACGAAUAGAAGAAGAUAUAAAUGAUAUUGAGGAUGCUCUCACAGGUGAUCAGAUUUUACAUAAUUAUAACGCAACUGGAUUUAUUAAGUCUUUGACCUGA
Messenger RNA from Scheffersomyces amazonensis, 2145 nucleotides. RefSeq lists its product as uncharacterized. Gene Ontology annotation, biological process: protein phosphorylation. The record is from RefSeq and is a predicted model, not a curated record. Bases 1 to 2145 code for a protein of 714 amino acids. NCBI's taxonomy places the organism in Eukaryota, Fungi, Ascomycota, Pichiomycetes, Serinales, Debaryomycetaceae. The transcript has a single exon. Gene Ontology annotation, molecular function: ATP binding; protein kinase activity.